Messenger RNA from Caretta caretta (loggerhead turtle), 3801 nucleotides. It is a transcript of the gene RRAGD, whose product is annotated as Ras related GTP binding D. The record is from RefSeq and is a predicted model, not a curated record. Gene Ontology annotation, cellular component: nucleus; lysosome; Gtr1-Gtr2 GTPase complex. Gene Ontology annotation, molecular function: GTP binding; GTPase activity. NCBI's taxonomy places the organism in Eukaryota, Metazoa, Chordata, Testudines, Cheloniidae. Gene Ontology annotation, biological process: positive regulation of TORC1 signaling; negative regulation of autophagy; cellular response to starvation.
GUGGCCCUGCCGUGCGUGUGCAGAGCGUGGCGGCGGUGCCUGUGUGAGUAAGUGACCGCCCGACUGUGUCAGGUGACUCGGGUCACGCAGUCUCUCUCGCUCGCUCCGCUGGGAGGACGCGGGGCUCUGGCUGGCUGCUCCGGUCGCAGCACCGCCCGGCCCGAGACCUGCGGGGAAGGGAUCGAAUCGGAACCUCCCGCGGCAACGGCGGGGGGCGGCCGCGAUGAGCCAGGUGCCGAGGAAGCCGCAGGAGGAGGAGGAGGAGGAGGAGGAAGAUGAACUUGUUGGGCUCGCGGACUACGGGGAUGGGGCCGAGUCCUUCUCGGAUGGAGACCUGGAGACCGGCGCCGACGAAGCGUUUUUGGAUUUCAGUGACCCCUUCAGUACUGAAGUUAAGCCAAGAAUCCUACUCAUGGGACUGAGAAGAAGUGGGAAGUCUUCCAUUCAGAAAGUUGUCUUUCACAAAAUGUCUCCAAAUGAAACCCUUUUCUUGGAGAGCACUAACAAGAUCUGCAGAGAAGAUGUUUCCAACAGCUCCUUUGUUAACUUUCAGAUAUGGGACUUUCCUGGGCAAAUUGACUUCUUUGACCCUACAUUUGACUAUGAGAUGAUUUUCAGAGGCACUGGAGCACUGAUAUUUGUCAUAGAUUCUCAGGAUGAUUAUAUGGAGGCCUUGGCUAGGUUGCAUCUCACUGUGACCAGAGCUUAUAAAGUGAAUCCAGACAUCAACUUUGAAAUCUUUAUUCAUAAAGUGGAUGGUUUGUCUGAUGAUCACAAGAUUGAAACCCAAAGAGACAUUCACCAGAGGGCAAAUGAUGACCUUGCAGAUGCUGGAUUAGAGAAAAUUCACCUCAGCUUUUAUCUGACAAGCAUAUAUGAUCAUUCUAUAUUUGAAGCCUUUAGCAAAGUGGUACAGAAACUGAUUCCACAGCUCCCAACCCUGGAAAACCUCCUUAACAUCUUUAUCUCAAAUUCUGGGAUUGAGAAAGCAUUUCUGUUUGAUGUAGUCAGUAAAAUUUAUAUUGCAACGGACAGUACUCCAGUGGAUAUGCAAACUUAUGAGCUCUGCUGUGAUAUGAUAGAUGUUGUUAUCGAUAUUUCUUGUAUCUAUGGGCUCAAAGAAGAUGGCGCAGGAACACCUUAUGACAAAGAGUCAACAGCAAUCAUAAAACUGAACAAUACAACUGUCCUUUAUCUAAAGGAGGUGACAAAAUUCCUUGCUCUUGUUUGCUUUGUAAGAGAAGAAAGCUUUGAGAGAAAAGGACUAAUAGACUAUAACUUCCAUUGUUUUCGCAAGGCCAUACAUGAAGUAUUUGAAGUGAGAAUGAAAGUAGUGAGAUCUAGAAAACAUCAGAGCCAGAUGCAAAAAAAUAAGAGAACCACCCCUAAUGGCACACCUAGAGCACCACUGUAGCUGAAGUUCUAAUGGCAUUGUUGACAGCAAGGCUCUUGUUGCACUGACUGAAGGGGAAGAGAAAUGGGACUGAUGUAUUACAUGGAUUUUCCUCCCAACGCCUCAAAAAAACACUGUUUAAACAUUUUUAUCCAGUCAGUUUUUUCAUAUACAGUGAAUACUUUGAGCAAAAUAUUGUAUAUAAACAUUGAGGUGAAUAUAUGUUCUUGUAAGGAUUCUCUGAAUAUAUGCUGUAAACUUUUUUUCCAGGUCAUAUUAAGAAAAAUCAGCUGUGACAGAAAUGUUGGGUACAUAAUUUGCACUUUUUUCGUGUUCUCCUCAUGGAGUUAAACUUUGAUAAACUUAGUUUUUUAUGCUGAUUUUCAUGCAUGGUGUCAGGUAAAACGUAUAGUGUAGUUUAUAUACGUGCUACAAUCAAAUUGUUUACUAAACAAUCAAGAAAACUUGAUACAAUUACUUUUUUAAAAUUUAUGACAGAAUACAUAACAUUCAUACAAAUCUAACUUCAUAUAUUUUUUUCAAUUUGUAAGUUGAAGAAUUCUUAUUUUGAAGUAUGAUAGCAAUAAGAGCUUUACCAACUGGUAGGUAAAAAUUAGCUUUUGUAAAACAGGCCUUUGGCUAAACUCUACCCAAACUUCUCCAUAACACUGGUAAUGCCCUCUCAGUUGGGCUUUUUAUUAUAAUUUACCUCAACAUAUGCUCUAAAAUAACUUUCUAUAAAGAUAUUAUUUUGUAAUACUGCUUUAUGUUGCAUUGGUGUUUUUAUAACAUUUCAGGAAUAGGGUAUGUAACUAAAGAAUUUUAUUUAUAUGCUUAGUUUGAGAGUCUGAGCCUCUACAAUUGGAGGAAGAAAAAGUCUGUAUUUCAUUUCUGCCGUACCACUAUAAUAUAAUGUUUCAGGUAUAUUAAAGCAUUAGAGAAAAAUCCUAAUAAAAGUUGCUCAUGUUGGGGCCCAGUUCUGCUUGCUUUACUUGGGUCAAAUUGUUUCAUGGUCUCUGUGUAUAUAAUGUCUUCUGCAGUUUCCACAGUAUGCAUCCGAUGAAGUGAGCUGUAGCUCACGAAAGCUUAUGCUCAAAUAAAUUGGUUAGUCUCUAAGGUGCCACAAGUCCUCCUUUUCUUUUUGCGAAUACAGACUAACACGGCUGUUACUCUGAAACCUUUGAUUUCAGAGAGAGUUCUUAAGUAAGGACUGAGGAAUUGGUCUCUUUUACUCUAAUCUACAUAGAUGUAACUACUUUCUGUUUUAACACUGAUCACAGUGGCAUAUCUGUCCUUGCAGCAAUUAUGGCACUGCCCACCCCAGAAAGGAGGGCACGGGGAAGUAAAACUUGCCUUCUCAAUUCUGUAUUAAUUUUAUAGUUGUAGCUUAAAGAAUAGCUCUUCCAAAUGAAAGAGCACACAGGGAAGAGCAGCUCCUGUACCCAUGCCUCCUAUAUAGGGCUUAUGUGCACAUGGCUCUAGAACAGCUGCAAGAGUUCAUUGAAUAACCUGGUAGCCAGAAAAGAUAACGGAGGAGCACUUUUGAAAGUUUCCUUUGUUAAAAAGCACACGUUCAGUUAAAACAAAUUGUAAUGCUGCACCUUUAAUUGUGCAUUAGAACCACCAGUAUUUUCUGGCUUAUGACAGAAAUGGAGAGUUUUUACCAACAGCAAACAUAGUCAUUGAGAGACUUGCUGAAUACAUACACUGUACUCUUUUAUAAGACCAUCUUGAAAUGUCUUAUGCAAUUCUUUAGCUUCUGUUACUGUGCCCAACAUCAAGGUAGUAGAGUGCCAGCUGAUAUAAGAUGGAAGAUACUACUAUAACCAGUAGUAUCUUCUUUGGGAGUUAAUAGUCAUGUCAGUGAGUGCUCCCCUGUAUUCUCCCCUCCAUAGCACUUCCCCAGAAGUGGAUUUGGGCCACAGUGUGUGCAUAUUUGUCUCCCUCUUUUGUUGCAGUGGUGUGUCAUGAGUAUCGGUCUUCACCACUUCACUUCUCUUAGAUGUAUCUGAUUAUGUGGGGCAAGGAACAUCUUCAGUGCUGCCCAUGUAUUGGACCAGACACUUCAAAGAAUGCUACUGUUUUUUUCCUGCCACAGAGAUGCUGCUGUGGGAACCAGGAGAGGUUAAUUAAGAUGUCUGGUUUCUUUAUGUAAGCAUCCACAUUUUUCCAUUAAACAUGCAAUCACAGUAACAUAUUUGUGUCAACUUAGUUAAGCCUUACAUUUUACAUUAUGUUGUGCAUUAUACUGUAACCAGGAUGACUCUUGCAGCUAUCAUACAAAACUUCCAAAUGGAUAAAAUCAGGGUAAAAAUCAAAUAAUCUUACCUAUGUUACAAAUAAUAUGUUGGAUUAUUAAAGCUGAAAGAACUGAAAGAAUGUUAAAAUAAAACUACUUUUGUUGUUCA